Molecule: messenger RNA, 1074 nt
Organism: Oryza sativa Japonica Group (Japanese rice)
Lineage: Eukaryota; Viridiplantae; Streptophyta; Magnoliopsida; Poales; Poaceae
Product: putative protease Do-like 14
Molecular function (GO): protein binding
Source: RefSeq, a predicted model, not a curated record
AUGGGCGAGGGCAGUACCACCGCUGCGGCUGAGAGGGAUGCUGCUGACUCCUCAUCUGAGUACAGCUCUCCUCUCCGUCGACCAAUGGUUUAUUAUAACUCCGAUGUGGCAGCAGUGGAUCUCUACCACAGGCAGUUUUUCAAGUACCAGGAAAAAAAAGAUGAGAAAGAAAUCUAUCGCUGCACGGGUAUCAUCAUCGAGUGGGAUGAAGUCAGUAAAUCUGCCACUCUUGUCACCUCUUCACAAAUCCUAUGCAAUGAGGAGUCACAGGAUAACAGUAUCUACUAUCCCAACACCAAGAUGAUUGCUCACCUAUUGGAUGGGACUACUUCUGAGAUGGAAUUGCUCUACUUUAGCAAACACUAUGAGAUUGUCUUUUUUAAGGUCAAUGGGGCAUUGGAUCUACAAGUCGCGUUGUUAGAUACUGAGUUGGAAUUUGGCAGUGAAGCUUGUGUGCUAGCCAGGGACAAAAAUCUUGAUUUGAUCUGUAGACGAACAACAAUAGUGGCAAUGGACCCUUGUGAACACCAAAAGAACCAUUAUUUAUUCAUUGAUGCUUCGGACUGUGAGGACUGCAAUGGAGGAGCACUGACAAAUUUUAAUAGGAAUAUUGUGAGUAUGGUAUUAUAUGCUUUACCCAAUGUUGCUUUUAUUCCAAGCUCUCUUAUUCUGAAGUGCUUCGCAUUAUGGAAAAAGUUCAGGAAACUUGGUCGACCUCAUUUGGGUUUGAAGCUGACUGUGAAUUUUCUGGAUAUAUCACAUUUAGAGAAUCUGUCUCGUGUUUAUGGUAUUAGUUCUGGCCUGAUUGUAGCAAAGGUAUCCAAUGGUUCUCCUGCUGAGAGAAAUGGAAUUAGAAUGGGCGAUGUCAUAUUUCAUUGUCAGCAAGAGUCCAUUUCAACCACAGCUCAGUUUGAAGAUGUUCUGCUAGAUGUAUGUGAGAAGCACUUUGAGAAGGGAAUCAACUUGAACUCCAAAGUAGAUGUUGAGCUCGUUGUUUAUAACUUACGCAAGCGUUCCAGGAGAACCGUCAGUUUGUCCGUAGAGUUAUCAGAUGGCAUGGAGGUCAUUGACUAA